Molecule: messenger RNA, 1762 nt
Organism: Tripterygium wilfordii
Lineage: Eukaryota; Viridiplantae; Streptophyta; Magnoliopsida; Celastrales; Celastraceae
Product: tubulin alpha chain-like
Exons: 4
Coding region: 113-1465 (450 amino acids)
Biological process (GO): microtubule cytoskeleton organization; mitotic cell cycle
Cellular component (GO): cytoplasm; microtubule
Molecular function (GO): GTP binding; structural constituent of cytoskeleton
Source: RefSeq, a predicted model, not a curated record
GAUCUGAAACCCUCACACUGAAAGGCGUCUUCAUACACGCCACUGCUCAAAUUCCUCCAUUGCUCUCUGUAUUCUUCUGUUGUCAUUUUGAAUCGUCUUUUGAUUCCAGAAAAUGAGAGAGUGCAUUUCGAUUCACAUUGGUCAGGCCGGUAUUCAGGUCGGCAAUGCAUGCUGGGAGCUUUACUGCCUCGAGCAUGGCAUCCAGCCUGAUGGCCAGAUGCCAAGUGACAAGACUGUUGGUGGUGGAGAUGAUGCUUUCAACACCUUCUUCAGCGAAACCAGUGCUGGGAAGCACGUGCCUCGAGCUAUUUUUGUUGAUCUUGAACCCACUGUUAUUGAUGAAGUGAGAACUGGAGCAUACCGCCAGCUUUUCCAUCCUGAGCAGCUCAUCAGUGGCAAAGAAGAUGCUGCCAACAACUUUGCUCGUGGUCACUACACGAUUGGGAAGGAGAUUGUUGAUCUCUGUUUGGAUCGUAUCCGAAAACUUGCUGACAACUGCACUGGGCUGCAAGGGUUCCUAGUGUUCAAUGCUGUGGGAGGUGGUACUGGUUCUGGUCUUGGUUCACUUCUGUUGGAGCGACUUUCUGUUGAUUAUGGCAAAAAGUCAAAGCUCGGUUUCACAAUCUAUCCCUCACCUCAGGUUUCUACAUCUGUCGUGGAGCCCUACAACAGUGUCCUAUCAACCCAUUCCCUCCUUGAGCAUACAGAUGUCUCCGUGCUGCUUGAUAAUGAGGCCAUCUAUGACAUUUGCAGGCGAUCUCUUGACAUUGAACGCCCCACUUACACCAAUCUGAACCGUCUCGUCUCUCAGGUGAUCUCAUCCCUCACAACUUCUUUGAGGUUUGACGGAGCUCUGAAUGUGGAUAUCACUGAGUUCCAGACCAACCUGGUUCCUUACCCUAGGAUUCAUUUUAUGCUCUCCUCAUAUGCACCGGUCAUUUCAGCCGAGAAGGCAUACCAUGAGCAACUAUCUGUUUCUGAGAUCACAAACAGUGCCUUUGAGCCCUCUUCCAUGAUGGCCAAGUGUGAUCCUCGCCAUGGUAAGUACAUGGCUUGCUGCCUCAUGUACCGUGGUGAUGUUGUUCCCAAAGAUGUGAAUGCAGCUGUGGCUACCAUCAAGACGAAGCGUACAAUUCAGUUUGUUGACUGGUGCCCUACUGGAUUUAAGUGUGGUAUCAACUACCAGCCACCUACUGUUGUUCCAGGAGGUGACCUUGCCAAGGUGCAGCGGGCCGUCUGCAUGAUCUCCAACUCCACCAGUGUUGUAGAAGUGUUCUCCCGCAUUGACCACAAGUUUGAUCUCAUGUAUGCUAAGCGUGCAUUUGUGCAUUGGUAUGUUGGUGAGGGAAUGGAGGAAGGGGAAUUUUCAGAGGCUCGUGAGGACCUUGCUGCUCUUGAGAAGGAUUAUGAGGAGGUUGGUGCUGAGUCUGCUGAGGGAGAGGAUGAUGAAGGAGAAGAAUAUUGACGAGGGGAUGCAGCUCCUUAUGUAUUGGUUCCUGUUGUUGUUAUCAUGUUGGUUUCAUUAGAUUUUGUUGCUACUAUGAAUGAUUGUGCUUUAUGAGGUGAAGCAUGUUUAAACUUGUUUGGUGUCUUUGAUACUACCUAGACCAUGUUGUGGACCUGAUUUCUAGGCUUUGGUAUCAUCGUUUACUUCCGCGUUUUUACAUUUUGGGAUUUUAUAUUCGAUUGUUCAAUUGUUUGUGGAAUUGUUUUUACAUUUUGGUAUUUCGUUUAUCACGGAGGCUGAGUUGGAUUUAUAGAA